Messenger RNA from Acanthocheilonema viteae, 504 nucleotides. Lineage: Eukaryota; Metazoa; Nematoda; Chromadorea; Rhabditida; Onchocercidae. The record is from the annotation of a GenBank genome assembly.
AUGCAUACAGGCGUAAUAAGCAAUCAGUUAAUUUGUAGUGCAGCAGAAGCAGUUAUUCGAAAAAAUAAUUGGAUGCUCGAUUCAUUAUCUAUAAGAAUCGCUCAAUCGGCUCCGCUCAAAACGCUUAAAUAUUUUCGCGUGGCUGUACCACAAGCUCUUACUGGCCAAACUCUUGUUGCAUUUUUACAGGAGUUGAUGACUUUUGAUGAUCUCGCGGAUGCACUACACUUGGCAACUUUACUUCUUCAGCACGGUUAUAUAUUCCCUGUAAUCGAGCACUCACUGUUUGUCAAGGACGAUAAUACAUUGUAUAGAUUGCAGCUGCCAUAUUUCUGGCCCUCACAUGCUACCCAUACUGAUAAUGUAGAAUAUGCAAUCUAUCUUAAUAAACGACUGAUGCGAAAUGAGCAGAAGCAUGGCUUAGAAGAAGAUGAAGUUGAGGCAUAUAAUAAACUUCUUGAGCUUCUUGGUCAUAUGUGGGAUUUUAUUACUAUUCAAGCAGAA